This is a messenger RNA of Dujonia railenensis, 942 nucleotides long. The record is from the annotation of a GenBank genome assembly. Lineage: Eukaryota; Fungi; Ascomycota; Pichiomycetes; Serinales; Debaryomycetaceae.
AUGAAGUACUUUCUCACAGCUGCGCUCAUCUCUUCAGCUCUUGCUGCUUACGUUCCAUCUGACCCAUGGACCGACUUGACUCCUACUGCUGCUGCUCCAUCUGGUGCCACCACUGACCACACCCAUGCUUUCGGUAUUCAAAUCGUCACCGUUUCUGCUGCAUCUGUUACUGGCGCUGCUAAGAGAGCUGUGCAACAAAUCGGUGAUGGACAAGUCCAAGAACAAAGUUCUGUUACCUUGGCCACUCCAACCACCACUGCUGCUGUCAUCCAACAAAUCAGUGAUGGUCAAAUCCAACACCAAACUAGCACUGCUGCUGUUGUUCAGCAAAUCAGUGAUGGUCAAAUCCAACACCAAACUACUGCCGCUGUCAUCCAACAAAUCAGUGAUGGUCAAAUCCAACACCAAACCACCGUCACACCACCUACUCCAACCACCGCAUCUGUCGUAAACCAAAUCGGUGAUGGUCAAAUCCAACACCAAACCACAUCAACUGCUUCAGUUGUCAACCAAAUUUCCGAUGGUCAAAUCCAACACCAAACAACUCUUUCUGGUGCUUCUCAAAUCUCUGAUGGUCAAGUUCAACAAGCCACUGCUACUGCUGCUGCUGAUGCCGAUGCCGGUCAAUCAGGUGCUGGUGAAGCUUGUAAGACUGAAAACUCUUUAACUAUGUCCUUGAAGGGUGGUAUUUUAACUGACUCCAAGGGUAGAAUUGGUGCCAUUGUUGCCAACAGACAAUUCCAAUUCGAUGGUCCACCACCACAAGCUGGUUCUAUCUACGCUGCUGGUUGGUCUAUCACUUCCGAUGGACACUUAGCUAUCGGUGACAACACUCACUUCUACCAAUGUCUUUCUGGUGACUUCUACAACUUGUAUGAUGAAAAUGUUGCUGCUCAAUGUAGUGAAGUUCUUUUAAGUGUUAUCGAUCUUAUCGAAUGUUAA